AUGGUGAUCUUUGAUCGUAAUACCAAAAUCAAAGACUUCAUGCGUGAUCUGUGCAUUUCGCAAAUUGUGCAAAGUUGGUGGACAAUACUGGAGCGUUGCUCGGAUGUAACGGCGCAGUGCCUUUGCCUUGACGCUGUUGCAGCAUUUGUUGAUUGGAUCGAUGUAGAACUGGUUGCCAAUGAUGUGUUUGUACCGCUUGUAAUAGCUCGAUUGGGGAACAAGGAAAUAUCCGAAGCGGCAGUGCGUGCUGUAUCUGCUCUGAUCCAGAAAGGAAUGCCACCGUCUAAGAAGCUUUCACUGGUUACUGCUCUUACAGAUGUCAUGCGAAACAACCAUCUCAUCAGUGUGAAUCCGAACAGCGACUAUGAGGACGUUUUGCGAGCAGGAUCGCUUUUAAGUGCUGUCGGAAGUGUUCUCAUCGACACCUACCACAAGUGA
Molecule: messenger RNA, 438 nt
Organism: Cooperia oncophora
Lineage: Eukaryota; Metazoa; Nematoda; Chromadorea; Rhabditida; Trichostrongylidae
Source: the annotation of a GenBank genome assembly